Molecule: messenger RNA, 1764 nt
Organism: Sorex fumeus (smoky shrew)
Lineage: Eukaryota; Metazoa; Chordata; Mammalia; Eulipotyphla; Soricidae
Gene: ARRB2
Product: arrestin beta 2
Exons: 15
Coding region: 40-1302 (420 amino acids)
Biological process (GO): signal transduction; positive regulation of ERK1 and ERK2 cascade; G protein-coupled receptor internalization
Cellular component (GO): cytoplasm
Molecular function (GO): angiotensin receptor binding
Source: RefSeq, a predicted model, not a curated record
GGCUGCGAGCUCUCCGCGGACCGGGCGGGCGCGCGCACCAUGGGGGAGAAGCCCGGGACCAGGGUCUUCAAGAAGUCAAGCCCUAACUGCAAGCUCACCGUGUACUUGGGCAAGCGGGACUUUGUAGAUCACCUGGACAAAGUGGAUCCUGUAGAUGGUGUGGUGCUUGUGGACCCUGACUACUUGAAGGAUCGCAAAGUAUUUGUGACCCUCACCUGCGCCUUUCGCUACGGCCGUGAAGACCUGGACGUGCUGGGCUUGUCCUUCCGCAAAGACCUGUUCAUCGCCACAUACCAGGCUUUCCCCCCAGUGCCCAACCCGCCCCGGCCCCCCACGCGCCUGCAGGACCGGCUGCUGAGGAAGCUGGGCCAACAUGCCCACCCCUUUUUUUUCACAAUACCCCAGAACCUGCCUUGCUCUGUCACCCUGCAGCCAGGCCCAGAGGACACAGGGAAGGCCUGCGGGGUAGACUUUGAGAUUCGAGCCUUCUGUGCCCUCUCACUAGAAGAGAAAAGCCACAAAAGGAAUUCUGUGCGUCUGGUGAUCCGAAAGGUGCAGUUUGCCCCAGAGAAACCCGGCCCCCAACCUUCAGCUGAAACCACGCGCCACUUCCUCAUGUCUGACCGAUCCCUGCACCUUGAGGCGUCCCUGGAUAAAGAGCUGUAUUACCAUGGGGAGCCCCUCAAUGUCAACGUCCACGUCACCAACAACUCUACCAAGACUGUCAAGAAGAUCAAAGUUUCUGUGAGACAGUAUGCCGACAUCUGCCUCUUCAGCACUGCCCAGUACAAGUGUCCGGUGGCCCAGAUCGAACAAGAUGACCAGGUAUCUCCCAGCUCAACGUUCUGUAAGGUGUACACCAUAACCCCGCUGCUCAGCGACAACAGAGAGAAGCGAGGGCUUGCCCUGGAUGGGAAGCUCAAGCAUGAGGACACCAACCUGGCUUCCAGCACCAUUGUGAAGGAGGGUGCCAACAAGGAGGUGCUGGGAAUACUGGUGUCCUACCGGGUCAAGGUGAAGCUGGUGGUAUCUCGUGGCGGGGAUGUCUCUGUGGAGCUGCCUUUUGUUCUUAUGCACCCCAAGCCCCAUGACCAUAUCACCCUGCCCAGACCCCAAUCAGCAUCCACCCAUCCACCCCCUCUGCUCCCCUCAGCUGUUCCUGAAACAGAUGCCCCUGUGGAUACCAACCUCAUCGAAUUUGAUACCAACUAUGCCACUGAUGAUGACAUCGUGUUUGAGGACUUUGCCCGGCUUCGGCUGAAGGGGAUGAAGGAUGAAGAUUACGAUGACCAAUUCUGCUAGGAAGUGGGACUGGAAGGAGGGAGUGGAUGGUCUUGGAGGGGAGGGGGCAGGACCAAGCACACACUUUCAUCAUGAGGAGGGUGCCGGCCUCUCUUCCCUCUGCUGCCAUCCAGUGGCUUCUUCAACCAACUCCCAUUUCUUCCCUCCCCCCUUCCUCCUAGUCCCUCCAGAUACACACUGGACACAUCUCUUGUUGUAUGUGGGCAUUAAUAUUUUACUAAGCUGUGCUUCCCCAAGGCCCCCAUUGGGUGGCAAGUUAUAUUCACAACUAAAUUUUUAGAGGGGAACAUUGAAAAAAGGAGUGAUAGUAGGGAAAGUGGGCUGUUCCCACAUUUAACCUCACACCAACACCGUUCUGUCACUAUCUUAGCUUUCCAUUCCUUCAAGAUAAGAUUCUUCGGGGGGGAAAGACCACUUCUUUAUUUCCGAGCAUAAAGAAGAAAAUAAACCUUUUAAUAAGCA